Eremomyces bilateralis CBS 781.70 is the source of this 1081-nucleotide messenger RNA. RefSeq lists its product as uncharacterized. The record is from RefSeq and is a predicted model, not a curated record. The transcript has a single exon. NCBI's taxonomy places the organism in Eukaryota, Fungi, Ascomycota, Dothideomycetes, Eremomycetales, Eremomycetaceae. The coding region runs from base 38 to 826 and encodes 262 amino acids.
UACUUGCCGUGGUGUUGAAAGAUUUGGCAUAUUAAUCAUGUCGAAGAACUCAAAGACAUUGAAAGACUCCAUGCAUAACCCCGCCAACUCCAAGGUGAAGGUGGAGACCUGCACCGAUGCCCAGGCCCUUGACGCGUCGGAUCCCGUCUUCGCUCCAUCGUCAAUGAUCGAGUGGAGCCCUCCAGCCCCACUCCAUCCCAAGGCCAUACCUGGGGCACGCAACUCUGUCAAAACCCCUAUGACGAUGGAGCAAGAAGUCAAGUGGCUCAAGCUCCAAGUUGAGCAGAUGCAAGCCAAGCUCACCAAGAGCAUCGCCGGCUUGCGAGAUGAGGUCGUCGACUACAAGGCGAAGGGCAACUCGCCCAGCAGCCCCAUGGCGGUCGAGCAGGAAGUGAAAUGGCUCAAGCUUCAGUCUGAGCAGCUGCAUACCAAGCUCACCAAGGGCAUUGAUAGUGUGCGAAACGACCUUGAAGACGUCAAGUCAAAGCGCAACUUGCAGAGCAGUCCCAUGGUGAUCGAGCAAGAGGUCAGAGGCCUCAAGCUUCAGGUCGAACAGAUGCACACCACGCUCUCCAAGGGCAUCACUAGCAUGCGAAGUGAUCUCGAAGAUGUCAAGGCCAGGCUUGAGAAGGUGAACACCGCGACCGUUCAGGCGGAUCACAUGACGAAUGGGUAUGUCGUCGUCAAGGCUGAUAAAUCAGAAGCGGGUCUGAUCAAGACCCCCGCUAUCAUCAACACGAAUGGACCCAUGAAUGGGCAAGCAAAUGGACCCGUCAAGAUGGUAAAUGGAGUCAAAGGCGUUUAUAAUUCCCACCUGAGCUUGUGAGUUUAUUUACUCCUCUACUUCCUUCCUCUAUUCCACCGCAUAUUCCAGACCCUCCAAUCGCGUAGAAAAUAGACUACUACUUCUACUAUUUUCCUCUACCCACCAUCUCGCCUUUAACGCUCUUGAGCGCGGAGAAGCUGGAGUACAUACUGACCUGGACUAGGGCCGCUGAAGCCGCCCCCGAACGUGAAGAGGAGAAGGCCGCGGCCAAGGAUCAGCAACCCGGGAGCGAGAUGGACAGCAUCCAGGGCAGCU